AUGCGCCAGAAAUACUCAUACAAGCAUUCCACCAACUCUCUCGUUGGCCUCGUUUUCGCCACAAUGGAAGGUGUCGCCGAGCAAUCCAAGAGCGCCUUGAAGAAGGCUGAGAAGCAGGCCAAGAUGGCGGCUGACAAGGCUGCAAAGGCUGCUAAGAACGCCGCCAAGCAGACCAGCGUUCCUGUCGUCGGUGGCAAGAAGGCUGACGAUAUCAUCGGCAUUACUGUUAAGAAGGCCGAGAACUUCCCCCAAUGGUACCAGGAGGUUGUCCUCAAGUCGGAAAUGGUCGAGUACUACCAGGAAAUCUCUGGCUUUUUUGUUCUCCGUCCCAUUUCCAUGUAUAUCUGGAGUGUCAUCCGCAAGUAUUUCCAGGAGCGCAUUGAGGAUCUUGGCGUUGAGGAGGCCAGCUUCCCCAUGUUCCUCUCCGCCAAGUCUCUCGAGAAGGAGAAAGAUCACGUUGAGGGCUUUGCUCCUGAGCUGGCCUGGGUCACCAAGGCUGGUGACAAGGAUCUCGAGGUCCCCGUCGCUGUCCGUCCUACCUCCGAAGCCGUGAUGUAUCCCUACUACGCCAAAUGGAUUCGAAGCCACCGCGAUCUUCCCCUACGACUAAACCAAUGGAACUCUGUUGUGCGAUGGGAGGCUAAGCAGACCACUCCUUUCCUACGCGCCCGCGAAUUCCUGUGGCAAGAGGGUCACACGGCCCACUUGACGGAACAGCUUGCAGGUGUCGAGGUUCUGCAGAUCCUCGACUGGUAUGCUGGCAUCUACGAGGAACUGCUUGCCGUUCCCGUUGUUAAGGGCCGCAAGACCGAGAACGAAAAGUUUGCUGGUGGAUACUACACCACUACUGUUGAAGGCUAUAUCCCCUCCAAUGGUCGCGGUAUCCAGGGUGGAACCUCUCACUGCUUGGGACAGAACUUUAGCAAGAUGUUCGAUAUCACCGUCGAAGAUCCCGCCAACAAGGGCUCCCACAUUCACGUCUGGCAGAACUCUUGGGGUCUGUCUACCCGUGUCAUUGGCGUCAUGGUCAUGGUCCACGGUGACGACAAGGGUCUCGUGCUUCCUCCCCGUGUUGCCAAGCUGCAAACGAUUCUAAUCCCCGUUGGCAUCAACAAGAGCACAACCCCUGAGGCUCGCAAGCAGCACGAGGAGCAGCUCCUCGACAUUCAACACACUCUCAAGAAGGCUGGUGUCCGUGUGGACAUUGACUUCCGUGAUGGCUAUACUCCUGCAUGGAAAUUCAACGACUGGGAGCUGAAGGGUGUUCCUCUGCGUAUCGAGUUCGGCCCCAAGGAUGCUGCCAACAAGGUUGUCUCUUUUGCUCGUCGUGAUACAGGCGAGAAGGGCACCGUUGCCCUGGAUGAGCUCACCACAAAGAUCCCCGAGCUUCUCGAGACCAUCCAGAAGGACAUGUAUUCAAAAGCUGAGAAGUCCUUCCGCGAGCAUCGUCUCAAGAUCACCAAAUGGGACGAGGUUCUCCCUGCGCUUGACAGCAAGAACGUUGUUCUCAUCCCCUUCUGUGGCGAUGGCAAGUGCGAGGACCGCAUCAAGGAGCUCACCACUCGCGUGGAUGAGCAGCCUGAUGUUCCUGAGGGCCAGAAGGCACCCACGAUGGGCAUGAAGUCGCUCUGCAUUCCCUUUGAGCAGCCCGAGGGCAUCGUUGCUGGCGAGACCGAGUGCUUGAACCCCGAAUGCAAGAACAAGGCCGACAAGUGGACCAUGUUUGGCCGCAGCUACUAG
Akanthomyces muscarius is the source of this 1740-nucleotide messenger RNA. RefSeq lists its product as uncharacterized. Lineage: Eukaryota; Fungi; Ascomycota; Sordariomycetes; Hypocreales; Cordycipitaceae. The record is from RefSeq and is a predicted model, not a curated record. Gene Ontology annotation, molecular function: ATP binding; proline-tRNA ligase activity. Gene Ontology annotation, biological process: prolyl-tRNA aminoacylation. The transcript has 4 exons. Gene Ontology annotation, cellular component: cytoplasm; aminoacyl-tRNA synthetase multienzyme complex. The coding region runs from base 1 to 1740 and encodes 579 amino acids.